Messenger RNA from Antechinus flavipes (yellow-footed antechinus), 2721 nucleotides. RefSeq names its product Lck interacting transmembrane adaptor 1 (gene LIME1). Gene Ontology annotation, biological process: B cell receptor signaling pathway; T cell receptor signaling pathway. NCBI's taxonomy places the organism in Eukaryota, Metazoa, Chordata, Mammalia, Dasyuromorphia, Dasyuridae. The transcript is spliced from 5 exons. The record is from RefSeq and is a predicted model, not a curated record. Bases 1690 to 2460 code for a protein of 256 amino acids.
UGUAUGGGCUUCUUGGGUUCUACUAGAACUAGAAAAGGCCUCUGAAGCCAUUGGAAAGCAAAGGCAAGUUAGCUCCCAACUAUAUCCCAGGCUUAACCUGGGGACAAUUUAGAAGUGAAUAUUUGGCAUCAAAGCCAUCCCAUUUAGUAUCAAGUCAGCUAGAUGAACAUCUAAAUACCAGAGCAGGGAUAAUGCCAGUUAAGCCAAUUCAACCCCCCUCUUUCCGAUGGUAGGGAGGAAAAAGGCAAAGUUCAGAAAUUGGUCUCUAUGGAACUAGGUCAAACCCAUGUGAAUUUUGGGGAGUACAUUUUCCCAUCCCUUAUCAGCAUUCCAAGUCAAGAUAUCUUUUUUCGGGUAAUAAUGGAAACAUCUCAGUAUUUAAAUCUUUUGGGAAAGCUUGCCCAAUUCAGUAAUUGGCCAGUUUCAGCCCAUUUUUUUCUCUCUAGAGUUAUUCAUACCCCAUUAGGAACCUUAUUGCUCUCUGAAUUUUAACUCAAAGGCUGGAAAGUGCCUUGUUCCCACUAUUGAGUUAGGAGGAGGAACCUCACCUCCACCCUUAACAGAAGCCUUCACAUCACUUCUUAAAUCUUGGGGUCAUGGGGUCAUCAGGAAGAAAUAAAAAGUAGAUGCUUAUAUGAAAGGGCUUCUGUUGCUGCCUUGUCAGGUUGAGUAAUAGAGGGUACAGAAACUAAAGCUCAAGGUAAGAUCCCUUUCAGGUCUCCCGUUAUUUUCCUUGAUCCUUUUCUGAGAUGCAUUUUUUUUUUUUCUCCUGGCCUCAUAGUUCCGAAGUUAAAAAAGCCUCAGGUGGUUUAGAGAGAGUGGCAGUUUCCCUCCUUUUCCAGCUAUUGGGCUUAGUGGCAGUGAGAGCCUUUGGACUUCUAAAGUAAAUGCAUUCUCAUUAGAAAUGCUCUGGCUAACUUCAUUUACUAGAUGCAGUGGCCAAUUAUUUGUGCCCUGAAUUGUAAGGCUGAACUUGGUGAACUUGGAAUGAUAAAAUCACCUUCACCUUAGAUUUACAGGCUUUGUGGUUUGUGGGGUCAGUAGGGGGUACUUGUUUUCAGUUUGGUGUGAAACCACAGCUGAUUCCAGGUCAACAGAGCUUGAAAUCUGUUAGGUAUAGGUAUUGGGGUGGAGGGAGGGAGGUUCUCUGAUGGGGCAGUGAGUUGGGUGAACCAUUCUCAUUGUUCCCUUUCCAUCUCCCAAAGGUUUCCGGGAACUUUGGUAACCUUAGUGUAGUAAGGGACCUUGCCAUGGGGUGAAGUCUUUGGGAGAAAGACAUACCCCCUGACUCUUUCAUAUUGUGGAGAAUCAGAGUUAGCUAGGCUAAGCCUAACUAGACUUCUCAGGCUGGAAGUACCUACCUCAUCUAGCACCCUUAUGGACAGACACUUGGAUAUAAAUGUAGAUCAGUAAGGAUGGUUUUUAAAGAUACCAGCUCUGGCACUGUUAGCAACUCAACUACAUCAGAGACCACAGGCAGUGGGGGAAGGGGUGUGAAAAGCCUUUUGGUUUCCUGUUCGCUGAGUCAGAUCAUCCCCUCCCUCAGCAUCCCACCAACUGCUCUUGAAGGGGGAGGGGAAGGGAUUGUAUCCUUCAGAUUCAAAUUAGGAAUUUCUCAUUCCAUCACAACUACACCAUAAUUCCUGACCUGGCCCCUUUUCCACAGGCCAUAGUACAACAGCUCCCUGAAUGGCAGUGGUUCAGGCUGUCUCUCAAUCCCAAUCCCCUCCUGUCCUUUGGGUCCUGAGUUGCCUGGCCUUGGUUCUUAUGCUUUGUGCUUUGUGCACCACCUGUCACAGAAAGGGUAAAAGAAAGCAGCAAUCUUCCAUGAAGCUAGUGAAUGUGACCCAGCUUCGUUCACUCAGCAAGUCAGAUUCCAAACUGCAUGAACUCAACCGGGGUCCCCGAACCAGUAAAGCCCAGCGUCCUAUCAGCAUUGACCUCCUAUACCCACGGUGGCCAGGAGGGAUCAGGGCUGACAUCCAGGUGAACACAGUGCCUCCUGUCUUUAUUCACCGUGAGCUGCCCCAGCCCCCACUUGCUUCAGACUAUUUGGCCCUUGGGUCUACCUAUUCCAAUGUGAGGCUAGCAGCUACUCCGAGCGGUCCCCCCAUGACAGAAAGGGGAGAAGAACAGCUGAGGACUUCAGAGAAGUUGGUGGAGGUUCUGUACUCCAAAAUCAGCAGGUUAGGCCGGAAACCCUUGGAGCCCACCGGGAACAGAGCUCUCUGUAACAAGACGGACAGAGAUACUCAGGCACCCCUAAUGGAGACUACAAAUGAACAGAGUCAGAGUCCAGCUAUAAACUUCUCCUAUAGGACUGGCAGUCCCACCUGGGGCAAGAAUACAGGAAAUGGGCACACUGAGAAUUUUUAUGAGAGUAUAAGUGAAAUGGAGGGGCUUGGGCAGCCUAGGCUACCUAGUAGGGCACAGACUCAUAAGCCCUCUGGAGAUAUAUGAAAAAAUAAGGGGGAAAAUAAAGGCAAAAGGUUGGCGUGAAUUCACAGUUACAAAGCUUACUUUGUGAAUCUCCCAUACUUGUGAACUCCAAUGAGUACUUAAAUACUUCUUGCUUAUAUGAGUUCUCUAAAGAUGUGAACACAAGCAUUGUAUCAAUUAGUUCUACUUAAUACCUUGUUUCAGGUUCUGGCCCAAAACAUCUCCUUGUAAGAUCAGAUCAAUGAUACUGAACCAUGCUAAAUUAGAUAAUUAUUGUCUCUA